This is a messenger RNA of Chironomus riparius, 199 nucleotides long. The record is from the annotation of a GenBank genome assembly. Lineage: Eukaryota; Metazoa; Arthropoda; Insecta; Diptera; Chironomidae.
AUGAAAGAUUUUAUUAGGAUUUUAAAAUUCCUCAAUGUAAGAUUUUUGUUUUCAAUUUCUCAAAUUACUUUUCAAAUCAACAGUUUUCAGUUGCAGUUCCUAAUAAGUAAGAAUGCAGUUGAUCCUAUUUUGGCCUGAAUUUUGCAACUGGAUCUUUAAGGAUUGUACAAUCCUUACAAUCCUUAUAUAGAAAGAUUGU